Zea mays is the source of this 1906-nucleotide messenger RNA. RefSeq lists its product as uncharacterized. Gene Ontology annotation, cellular component: Golgi membrane. Lineage: Eukaryota; Viridiplantae; Streptophyta; Magnoliopsida; Poales; Poaceae. The coding region runs from base 62 to 1729 and encodes 555 amino acids. Gene Ontology annotation, molecular function: UDP-xylosyltransferase activity. The record is from RefSeq and is marked validated. Gene Ontology annotation, biological process: plant-type cell wall organization. The transcript has 3 exons.
GCGAUCCUCCUCGCUCUCCUUCCCCUUCCGCUGAGCCGUGCUGCCGCGGCCCCGGCACGCCAUGGCGUCCACGGCGUACUCGCGGUCGUCGUCCAACAAGCUGCCGGGCGGCGAGCGGCGGCUGCCCCCGCGCCUCAUGCGGGGCCUCACGUCCAAAUUCGAGCCCAAGAAGCUGGGCGUCGGCCUCGUCGCCGGCUGCUGCCUGGCGCUCCUCACCUACGUCUCCCUCGCCAAGCUCUUCGCGGUCUACUCCCCUGUAUUCGCCAGCACGGCCAACACGUCCGCGCUGAUGCAGCAGAACGCGCCGCUGGCCUCGUCCAAGCCGUCCGUGCCGGAGACGGAGACCAUCCCUCCGGAAGAGACGCUGGACGACGGCGACGGCGCGGAUACCGGCGAUCUGCGUGGGACGGAGCCCGGCUUGCCGGAAGCUGCCGUCAUGAGGAACGACAUGGCAGCGGGGUCCGACGAGCCCGGCUUGCCCACCAGGAAGGACGGCGGCGGGAAUGCGGAGGCCGAGCCCACCAACAAGCCAUCUGAGGAUGGCAACGGCGGCCAACAAGGAGGCAAGAUGACGUGCGACGAGAACAGCGUGGACGAGCGGUUCCCGUACGCCCGGCCGACCGUGUGCGAGCUGUCCGGCGACGUGCGCGUGAGCCCGAAGCAGAGGACGGUGUACCUGGUGAACCCGUCCGGCGGCGGCGGCGGGGGGUUCGACGAGAGCGUCGAGAAGCGGCUCCGACCGUACGCCCGCAAGGACGACUCCUCAAUGCCACACAUAACGGUGAAGUCGGUGGCUUCGGGCGCGGCGGCGCCCGAGUGCACGAAGCGGCACGCGGUGCCCGCGGUGGUGUUCUCCGUGGGCGGGUACAACACGGACAACAACCUGUUCGACGACGACAUGACGGACGCGCUGGUCCCGCUGUUCCUGACGACGGCGCACCUGGACGGCGAGGUGCAGCUGGUGGUGGCCGACUACAAGCCGCGGUGGGUGCGCAAGUACGCGCCGCUGCUGCGGAAGCUGUCCCGCCACGGCGUGGUCAGCCUGGACGGCGACGCCGAGGGGGAGGAGGAGGGGCCGCUGGACGGCGUGCACUGCUUCCCCGCGGGCGCGUUCGUGGUGGGGCUGCUGUACCGCGACCGCGACCGGGAUCUGGACCUGUCGCCUCACCCGGCCCGGAACCGGAACCCGCGCAACGUGACGAUGGCGGACUUCGCGCGGUUCCUGCGCGGCGCGCUGGCGCUGCCGCGGGACCGCCCCGCCGUCCUCGGCGGGGCGCCCGGCAUGCGUCCCCGGUUGCUCGUCGUCUCGCCGCGGAGGCUGCUGAACCUGGAGGAGGUGGCGGCGGCGGCGGACGCGCUCGGGUUCGACGUGGCGUCCGCCGAGGCCGGCGCGGACGACGUGGCGGAGUUCGCCGCGCGGGUGAACGCGGCGGACGUGCUGGUGGGCGUGCGCGGCGCCGGGCUGACGAACCAGGUGUUCCUGCCGACGGAGGCGGUGCUGGUGCAGAUCGUGCCGUGGGGCAAGAAGAUAGAGUGGGUGACCACCAGCUCCUACGGGCGGGCGGCGGCCGGGAUGGGGCUCCGGUACCUGGAGUACUACGUCGGGGAGGAGGAGACGAGGCUGAGGGACAAGUACCCGCGGGAGACCGUCAUGGAGCAGGACGUCGUCGUCAACCUCACAAGGUUCCGGCCCGUGCUGCUGCAGGCGCUCGACAAGCUGCAGCAGUGACGAGGAAUGGAUUCACCAUAGCCGGCCGGCAGGAGGAAGCUCGCUCAGGUCGUCGGGCAUGGGAUUGGUAAUUUGGUUGGUUCAUCUGCCGGUUUUGUUUUGUUUGUCGUAAGAAAAGAAGAGAAGAGAACAUACAUACACUACACACGAACGAACGAGAAUUCUGUUCAUUCUUCA